Molecule: messenger RNA, 4075 nt
Organism: Solenopsis invicta (red fire ant)
Lineage: Eukaryota; Metazoa; Arthropoda; Insecta; Hymenoptera; Formicidae
Gene: S1P
Product: membrane-bound transcription factor site-1 protease
Exons: 12
Coding region: 523-3864 (1113 amino acids)
Biological process (GO): proteolysis
Cellular component (GO): Golgi apparatus
Molecular function (GO): serine-type endopeptidase activity
Source: RefSeq, a predicted model, not a curated record
UUGCGUUGUACAUUCAUAAUAGACACUCUGGUUAUGUACACAUUUCGCUUAUUAACAAACUGUGUUCAAAUGUAAAUCAUUUACAUCGAUGCGUUAUUACGUCUGCAGCGACGUAAAGUAUUUAACAAUUAAAAAUGCGCUCUGUAAAUCGUCCGAAAUGUAUCAAAUCAUUUUACGGCGGAAGACUUCCAUGACGCAUGAGGUUAGGAUGUGAGGAAUGCUCGUAAAAUGACUGAGCGUGCGUUCAGGCUACUUUCAGGAUCAUUUCCGACCGCCUGAACCAUCGCUAAUCGAUUUGAAGACUUAAUUUCAAGCUGCACCACGAACCAAUCACAAAAAUCGCCAAUUCUCUAUGUCACAUGAAUGUUAAAAGAAUAUGAUCGAAUGAAGAAUAUUCUGGAUAAAGAAAAAAGGGAAACGUUUCUUUUGCAUUGACACGUGUAAAUAUUUUUACGUCUCAGCUUAGUAUCCGUUACGGUCCUGACUAAGUAUGAAGCACAGUUCUGAGUCAGAAUCAAUAGUAUGAAGCUGCACACAUGCUCGCUAUACAUCUCCCUGUUACUCUUGCUGUGCAUUCCUCAUGGGUUGAGCUGUGAUCACUUGAGCAGCAGCUCCAAACGACGUAAUGGUAGCAACUGUAUUCCAGAAUUUCCGUUGCAUGAAACACUUGUACCUUCAAACUCCUGUCAAGAUACUCAAGAAAUUCAAGUUACAUUUUCUUCUAGUAUAGUAGAGAAUGAGUAUAUAAUCAAAUUCAAUGGUUAUUAUAAGGCAAAUGCACGAGAGAGUUACAUAGGAGCUGCAUUAAACUCGUUUGAUGUUAGAAAUUGGAGAAUUAUACCACGUAACAAUGCAGCAUUCAGGUAUCCUAGCGACUUUGAUAUCGUGCACUUAAAGGAAUCUGAUAAGUAUGAUGGGCUCAAGGCUCUGAGUAAUCAUCCACUUGUAAAGACUGUAUCGCCGCAGAGACUUAUACGUAGAACUUUAAAAUUUAUCAAUACAACAUCAAGCGAUUCCAAUGUCUUAGCAUAUAAAAAUUCCAAAAGAAGAAUUAAUAAUGUCCAAUCUGGACAAACGUCAAAUCGACACACAUCUCGAAAAUUACUAAGAGCUAUACCAAAACAAAUCACGUAUAUGCUCGAAGCUGACAUAUUAUGGAGAAUGGGCAUUACUGGAAAAGAUAUAAAAGUAGCGAUAUUUGACACCGGACUCGCGGCUAGUCAUCCGCAUUUCAGAAAUAUCAAAGAGAGGAUAAAUUGGACGAAUGAAAAUACUCGGGAGGACGGUUUAGGUCAUGGGACAUUCGUCGCGGGUGUUAUCGCGUCAUCUUCUAGGGACUGUUUUGGAUUUGCUCCGGAUGCAGAGCUUUAUAUUUUCCGCGUUUUCACGAAUGCUCAGGUAUCUUAUACCUCGUGGUUCUUGGAUGCAUUCAAUCAUGCCAUAUUUCGUAAGGUAACCGUGUUAAAUCUCAGCAUCGGUGGUCCAGAUUUUAUGGAUCAACCGUUUGUUGAUAAAGUAUGGGAGGUUACAGCUAAUGGUAUUAUUAUGGUGUCAGCAAUUGGCAAUGAUGGACCUCUAUAUGGCACUUUAAAUAAUCCUGCCGAUCAAAUGGAUGUGAUUGGUGUAGGAGGCAUCAAUUGGGAUGAUCAAAUAGCGAGAUUCUCUUCGCGCGGUAUGACCACGUGGGAAUUGCCUUACGGAUACGGUAGAGUCAAACCUGACCUAGUCAUAUAUGGAUCGGGAGUAAGAGGAUCCGCUUUACAGCAUGGAUGCAGAAGUCUCUCUGGUACCUCCGUUUCUAGUCCCGUUGUUGCCGGUGCAGUUGCGCUAUUAGCUAGUGCAUUUAUAGAAACAAAUGGAUCUAAAAUUAAUAAAGAGAAGGUAACACCGGCGAGUAUGAAACAAGCGUUAAUAAAUUCAGCCCGUCGUUUACCUGGGAUUGGUAUGUUCGAGCAAGGUGCGGGAAAAUUAGAUCUCUUGCGGGCAUUUCAUUUUUUACAGUCAUAUAGUCCUGCCGUCACACUUCAUCCAAGCUACGUAGAUUUGACGGAGUGUCAAUAUAUGUGGCCAUAUUGUACUCAAGCUAUAUACCAUACUGGUAUGCCCACAAUAGUCAAUGUAACUAUAAUAAACGGUUUGGGUGUGGCUGGAAAUGUAGUAAAUCUUACCUGGCAUCCGUAUGCCGGUAACGGCAAUGGUGAACAUAUUGAUGUAGCGAUAACAUAUAGCGAUGUUCUAUGGCCAUGGUCUGGCUGGUUAGCAGUUGCUAUAACGGUCCCAUCGACAUCUCACGACUGGCAGGGUAUCGCGCAAGGCCAUAUCUCGCUCACGGUUGAGAGCGAUGGGGCGGGUAAGCCACGGCAAUCGACAGUAACGCUUCCAUUGCAGGCAAAAGUUAUACCCACCCCACCAAGGCAUAAACGUAUUUUAUGGGAUCAAUACCAUAAUUUGCGAUAUCCACCUGGAUAUUUCCCUAGAGAUGAUUUGCGCGUAAAGAAUGAUCCUCUUGACUGGAACGGAGAUCAUAUACAUACUAACUUUAAAGAUAUGUAUCAACAUUUACGUAAUGCUGGAUAUUAUCUUGAAGUGCUCGGUCAUCCAUUCACCUGUUUUGACGCGAGAAAUUACGGAACUCUGCUUAUCGUAGAUACGGAGGAAGAAUUUUUCCCCGAAGAGGUGGCAAAGCUAAAACGGGAUGUAGAAGAGGACGGUUUAUCAGUAAUUGUAUUUGCAGACUGGUAUAAUAUAGCAGUCAUGCGAAAAAUCAAAUUUUACGACGAGAAUACCCGUCGAUGGUGGAUACCGGAAACGGGAGGUGCCAAUAUUCCAGCCAUAAACGAUUUGCUUUAUCCUAAUUGGGGUGUGGCAUUUGGCGACGAAGUACGAAACGGUCAGUUCACUCUUGGCCAACACGCGCCAGUCACAUUCGCGUCUGGUACUACGCUAACUAGAUUUCCAAAGGAUGGGAUCGUUAUAUAUGCGGAGUUAUACGAUCAGGGUCAAGAACUGUUGGAAAAAGAAUCAGGGACACCUACAUUUGUACCAAUACUUGGACUUUUACAAGUGACUAAUAAGAAAGAUGUUGAAACGGCACGUAACGAUAAAAUUGAUAACGAAGUGCAAGCAGAUCGGAAUGAUGAAAAGAAUGUCAAAGAACAGACAAACAUGUCUGGUAGACUCGUUGUUUAUGGAGAUUCAAAUUGCAUUGAUGACAGCCAUUUACAGAAAUCUUGUUUUUGGAUGCUCGAUGCUAUCUUAGAAUACACAACGACAGGAUACGUACCUACUGUUUUCAUGGAUGAAAAUCAGAAAAAGCAUAAAACUGUUAAGACAACGAGUAAUAUAGAAAUUGGAGAAUUACCGUAUCGAAUGAAGGAAAAUCAUUUUAGUCGUCAUAGUAAAGUAUUAAUGGCUAACGAACCAGCAGGCAGCUUCAGAUCAUUUCCAUUAUGUACCACCCCUGUCUAUGCCGUACCUAUGCCAGUCAAUGAAUCUGUGCCAAUAGAACUUUACAAGCCUCAAAAGCUGUUCCCUAUAGGAGAUACCAUGAGUGCAGUAAAUUCAGUAUUGCAGGAUACAGACACUAUGUGGCUUAAGAGACGAGUCGGUGGUGCUGGUAUCCCUACGUUGCAACAUCUCGACACUGACAUUAUGGCUUAUGACACAAAAGAAAAUCAGGAAGACGAACAAGUGAUCGUUUACCAAUGGAGUUACGUGAUAAUAAUAGUUAUUAUAGUGAUAGUUGUCUUAUAUCUGUGUAAUCAUUUGGGAUUGAACAGACAUUCGCGCAGAAAACGUACUAUACUCAGAAUACUUAGAGCUAUUCGAGCUUUGGUUGUGCGAAGGAUACCUGCGCAAAUGUAAUGUGACAAGUUCUUGACAAGAACUAUUACUAUGUAUUGUAUACACAGUUAACAAAAUUUUACUUAGGCAACUUUAGGCAGGGCGUAAAUUUCAAGAAAUUUAUAUGUAAAUUAGAUUUAUAUUAUGUGCCUUUGAAACAUAAUGACACAAUAUGCAUACAUGAAUUUGUAGAUUACAUAAAUUAUUUUGAUAUUAAAAUAAUCACAAGUUA